Messenger RNA from Lactuca saligna, 690 nucleotides. Lineage: Eukaryota; Viridiplantae; Streptophyta; Magnoliopsida; Asterales; Asteraceae. The record is from the annotation of a GenBank genome assembly.
AUGAAAUCCAAACACAAGAGCCGAUCUCCACUCAUGAAUGUAGUCCGAAAGCCACAUGUUACUCAUCAAGUACUUCUAUUUCGUGUAAUUCCAGCACCUGAUUCACCACCGUCAAAGAAACGAAGCGCUGCUGAUAUGGCUAAACACAUUUCCAAGAAGAAGAAGAAGAAGAAAAGCAAGAUGAUUAUCUCUUCUGAGUCCACAACUGAUGAAGAUGAAACAAUUCAAGAAACUCUACAAGCCAAUCUUAACAAAGAAACUUCUACUCCUGCACAAAUAGUUGUUAUACCACCCGAAGAUUCGGUUGCCAAGUCAGUUUUCGAGGAGGCACGAACUUCUAACAUUCUUGUAAAUGUAACUAAUAUAGAUGCAAAUGUCAUCAUGGGUGAGGAUGCUUUGCAGAACGCUGAACAAGAUAAUUGUAGGAAAAAGCUGCAAUCUUUGUGUUUCUUGACGUUCCAGAUCUGUUCGUUAGUGUGUGGAAGGAUUAAUCUGAUCUGGGUGAAAUUCCCAAUUGUGCAAACCCUGAAGGAAAAGAACCCUAAAGCAAAUGACUUCUUGACCUUCUUUUGGUUAACAAGUUGUCCCACGACAGAUUCUCAAUGCAUUGAACAUGACUAUCUUGGGUACCCAAUAAGUCUUCUUGUUGGGGAAACAGAAUGGAUUGAAGUUCUAGUUUUCACUUUGUGA